Medioppia subpectinata is the source of this 432-nucleotide messenger RNA. The record is from the annotation of a GenBank genome assembly. Lineage: Eukaryota; Metazoa; Arthropoda; Arachnida; Sarcoptiformes; Oppiidae.
CAGGAAGAAGACGCCCAACCGCUCACUGAACCCAUUAUACAACCGGUUCGGCUCAAGAAGUUUUCACACGAAGUGCAAGACUUGCCCACAACUGUCUAUGACUUGGAAUUUAUGACGGAUCUGAUGGACAGCACAGAACUGAUACGAAACGUUGCAUUUGUUGGUCAUUUACAUCACGGAAAGACCGCAUUCAUUGACUGUAUUGUAGAGCAAACACAUCCAGAGCUGAAGACCAAAGAAGGAAAAGCGUUUCGUUUUACAGACAUCUUAUACACAGAACAAGAGAGAGGAGUGAGUAUUAAAUCGACGCCAAUAACAGUUGUGAUGCAAGACUUGAAGUCCAAGUCAUACCUAAUGAACAUAAUGGACACUCCGGGUCACGUGAACUUCUCCGAUGAGGUGACCGCCGCUAUCAGACUAUGCGAUGGUAUU